Drosophila grimshawi is the source of this 6395-nucleotide messenger RNA. RefSeq names its product pneumococcal serine-rich repeat protein. Bases 517 to 5763 code for a protein of 1748 amino acids. The transcript has 7 exons. Lineage: Eukaryota; Metazoa; Arthropoda; Insecta; Diptera; Drosophilidae. The record is from RefSeq and is a predicted model, not a curated record.
AAUAACAACACCAAUAACAACCACAGUGGCAACAACAACAACUGCGAAACAUCAGCGGAUAUAGCUGCAGUCGCUAACGAUUCUAGCCAGAAUCAUGCUACCCCUGCAACUGAUGAGCGCCAGAACCAGACCCAGAGCCCGGGCUCGAGCCAGAAAUCGAAUAGCUCGCCAGCUGCUGUUGCACUGCAUCACAUAUUGACAUUGACGCCACAGAUAAGCGAAUCGUCGGUGGAUGGUGGCCAGGCGGCGGCGUCAACGGCGGCGGCAGCGCCGACCGAGGUGUUUGCGGCGACAACGACAACGCUCCAGCAGCGACGUGGCGCCACCGCCAAAGGCAAAACCCAAGAUGACCAAAAUGUGGGCCAGCGUCAGAAAAAUAAAAAGACAAAGUACGAUGCUUGGGAGGAUAGCGAAAUUAAUGAUCUCGAUGACGCAUCAUUGAAGAAACUACUCGAGGAGGCCUAUUGGUAUCGCAAUCCCGGCGAUCGCAAAAACAAAAGUGAGCGUUUUCUGCAAAUGCUCAAAAAGGCUGAGUACGACGAGGCGAACUCUCAUCGUGCACUUCAUUCCAAUCUAGUACGCAACACGUCCGCAUCAUCAUCAACGUCCGGCGGCUAUCACGGCUGCGUUGGCAGCAGCGUUGGCAGCGGCAGCAAUUUCGGAGCGCACAAUAGCAACAAUUAUAGCAACAAUUACAAUAGUAGCAGUAGCUAUAAUCGAACGACGACGAAUCGUCACAAGCAGGGCGGCUCCCUUCAGGAUCUGGUCGAGGCCACGCAGCGCAGCGAGCUGGCAACAACGUCUGCAGCAGUAGCGGCGGCAGCCCAACGUUUCAACUGUGAUUAUCAGCUAGGCGGUGGUGGUGGUGGCGGCAACGCGCGUACCAAUCGACGGCAGCAGCACAGCAGUAGUAACAACCAAAACGCCACACUCGCCGGCAAGAAAAACAAGAACAGCAACAGCAAUAGCAACAGCUCAACAUCUGUAUCGGCGCGACAGCGCGAAGGCGGCAGCUUGCCAGGCAACGUUUACUUCGAGGCGGCCAGCAUGGAGGCCAAGUUGAAACUCGCAUUGGGCGAGGAGAUUGUUAUGAACACAAAUGCUGCUGCCGCAACGGCAAGCAGCGGCAGCACCAGCAGCAAGAGCUAUCGUUGCAGUCAGCCCAGUCAGCUGAAUGAAACGGAAGCAACAGCAGGUGCAGCAACUGGUGGUGGAGGUGGAGGAGUCCUUGACAUGCAGUUCGAUUUGGAUGAGCAGGAUGCUGCUGGGGGCUAUUCACCUGAUAAUGUAUCUGGCGACGGUUUGCCUGUCGUUAAACAAUAUCAAAUUGAUCAUCCGUCGGAGAAGAUGCAGCUUGAAUUGCUGCGUGAGGCCCGCAAGAAUCGGAAGCUGUCGUCAUCAAACCAAUCCGUAACCCUGAAAUGCGAGAAGCUGCUUGAUAUUCUCACCCAGCAGAUGCAGAAGCAACAACAGCAGCCAACCGACAACAAGGAUGCGGGCGCAGUCAAAGAGUUCCUAAUCGAUGAUCCCCUUCACUUUUCUGUGCUCGAGCUGUCUGCUAAGAAUCAACAGCAGCAACAGCAUCAGUACGGAGCAGCGCUGGGCAAUGCAGCUGGAUAUUCUGUUGCAUUGGAGGAUGAGAAGCGCAGACCUGAGGUUGGCUAUGUGUCACUCAAUGACAGCUAUGCGGCCUGCUCAUCCGUCUACGGUGUUAGCGGCAUGUCUAACCCGUCCACCUCGUCGUCGGCCAACGAUGCCGGCUUAGAUUUACGCCCGGCAAAGAUUGGGCGCAUGACGUCGGCAGCCGCAGCAGCAGCUAUUGCCAGCUCACACGGCACCAAGACCACAUCGCGCCAGUUUGAUGAGAAUGGGAACGCGUUAAGCGAUGGCGGCAGUGGCAACAGCAGCGGCAAUAGCAGUGCCAGUGGCUCCUCAAAUCAAUUUAACACGCUCAUUGCUAGCUCAAUGGGCGGAUCGCAGCAACAGUUGCCACAACAACAGCAACAAAAUCAGCAACAGCAGCAACAACAACAGCAACACCAACAGUUGCAGCAACAACAACGCUCGAAUAGCGUUUCCACAUUGCUCACCACUGGUCCGAAUACAACAACAACAGCGAUGGCUGCCGCUGCCGUUGCUGCUUCAUUCAACAGUCAAAUGCAACAGGCGCCUGGUUUUGGUGGCGCCGGUGUUUCCAUAUCGCAGCCAGCAACCAAGCUCAAAUUGAAGAAGAAGUCACAGCAGGAGCGUAAUACGACCACUGUGGAUGUUGAAUCGGUUGCCGGCUAUCGUGGCAAGGAUCCCGUUGAGCAACUGGUCAAGUAUAUAGAGAACGAUGGCGCCACCGGGCUGCAGCAGCAGCAAAAGAAAAAGGAGCGCAAGAAGCAGAACAAGCUCAAGAAAUGCAAUUCUCUCGAGGAGCUGCGCAGCUGUGCCAAAAUGGAGGUGGAUGAGCUCAAGCGACAAGCGGCCACCACCGAAAUGAUGCGCAACAAGAAGGGUGCCGCUGGUGGUGGUGGCAAGCACAAUUCCGCCUCCGUUGCCGACAUUAACAAGAACUGCAACAAGGAGCAGCAGCAGCCACAAUCGCACCACCAACAGUCACACUCGCAACACCAUCAGCCCUCGCGUAAGGGCGAACGUCGCUCCUGGGGCACCGAGGAGCUACAGUAUUUGGGUGAACCGACACUCAAUGAUGCUGCAGCCGCUACCAGCAAAUGGACGGAAUCUGUUGUGGCGCCAUCACCACCAACGCCGCCGUUAGACGAACAGGAUCAGCAGUAUCAACAGUUGUCGUCAACGCUGGCAUCGUUGCCAACGCUGGCGCGCAUGUCCGAACUGGAGGCGCUCAAUACGGUGCUCAGCGAGACGGCCGAGUUUCAUGUGGUGACCAAGAAGAAGAAACCAAAGAAACAACGCGCCGUCACCAUGGAUGAUGCAGCGGUUGCUGCGGCAGCCGCAACUGGUGGCAACUUGCAGCGCAUGCAACAGAUAACUAAGUCCGCAUCAUCAAACAUGAUGUCGCAACGCUUGCGCGGCACCAUCGAUUACUACAACAAUAGCGGCAACAAUUACUAUAUCAACAAGCAGCAGCAACAGCAGCAGCAGCAACAACAACAGCAACAGCAUCAACAAAUGCAGCAACAUCAGCAGCCGCAACAUCAACAGCAUCAGACAAUAGCUUCGGCUGCUGCCGCAACAACAGCUGCUGCAACUGCCUCACAAGAUAAUUCGCGUCGCAAGUCCACAUCCUCAAUGCCUCCAUCGGAGAAAUCCGAUUCCAGUGAUCUCGAUUCGGUGCACUCGCUGCCCAUCCAAACUGGCAAAAAGAAGAGUAAUAACAACAAGCGCGUUGUCGUUCAAAACAAGCACAACAAGAAUAACAUCAGCAACAGCAGCAGCAGCAGCAGCAACAACAACAAUAACAAUUCACCAGCGCCCAUUUCGUAUGCAGACAUAGCGCGGAACAAGCGAGAGGAGCUGGCCAAAGCCGGUGAGGACGUCGGUCACGAAUCUGGCGAGCCGCAAGCUCAAGGACAGCCGCCACAACAGCAGCAACAGUUGCCCAAGGCCAAGUCUAAGCUGGCCCGACCCGAUUUUCCCGAGCUGCCCAGCGCCGUCUCUAAUUUGUCCACAACAGCGGCAACUACUGCUGCCGCUUUAAUUCGUUACUCGCAGAGUCUGGGCAACAACAACUGCAGCAGCAACUGGGAAACGGAUACACACAAUGAGCCAUCAGCUUUGUCAGCAGCAGCAGCAGCAGCAGGCGCAGCAACAACAACACCGACAACAACAGCAGCUGGCAGCAGUGGCAAUUGCAGCUUAAGCGGACCAUCGUCUGCUGCAAUGUCCGUUUCAGCGUCGGCGUCGGCGCCUGCACUGCAAAAGUCAAAAAGUGUGGAGCAUGAUGCGAGCAGUUAUAGUUUCAAUAGCAGCAAUCUGGACUUACAAUAUCCAGCGCUGGAGAAGACAGUCAAACGGCACAGCGUGAACUAUGUGUCGCUGCCAGCCCACAUGUCCACGGGCUACAAUUUUGCGGCAGCUGCCAAGCAGCAUCAGCAGCAGUUGCCCGACAAGUCUAGCUUGGAAGCAGCAGCAACAUCAACAUCAGCAGCAACUAUCUCAGCCAAGGCCAAGAGCAGCAGCAAUACUAGCAGCAACAUCAGCAGCAGCAGCAGCAAGCCAAAGGAGCUAUCGCCCAGCAGCAGCAAUAGCAUUAGCAACAUCAAAAAGCAAGAUAAAUCUUCCAGCCAAAAGCCUAGUCAGGAGGAUCAAUCGUCGCAAUCGUCACCGCCGCCGCUGUCGCCGCCGGUUAUCUUUAGCAACAAAGCGACUGCAGCCACCCAAACGGAAACCGCCAAAAAGCCGAACAACACUUCAACGGCAUCGGUGCAAACCACAAGCACCUUGUUGCCGCUCGGCAAUCGUCCGGCUGUAAUUAUACUCAACGAUGAUCGCGACUCGGCGCUGGGCAGGCUCAACAACGAGUUCAUAUUUGGCGAUUUCAAUGAGGACGAACUGAAACUGUUUGACGAUGCCAGCAGCGAUAAGGAACAACAGCAGCUGCAGCAGUCGUCUCCCAUCAGUAAGGAUAAGCAAAAGGAGGAGGAGCAGUCAGCGGCAUUGCAAACGCAGCACAAACAGCAACAGACAGCGCCAACAACUGCGACAACAGCAACAGCAACCGAUGUGCAGCAGCAGCAACAGCAACAACAACAACAGCAGCAGCUGCAACAGCUGCUCUUAAAUGAUUCAGACGCUGCGUCUGAUGUGGUCAAUAGUUCGGCCUGUUUGGAUAUGCUGCUGAUCUCAGGGCAGGCGGCACAGUCGUCGCCCAAUGCAGCAUCAGCCGUUAAUAAUUCAUCCACAUCGUCAACGGCAUCCAGCUCGGCCUCGUGCUCCACCUCGGCGUCCUCAUCGGCGCUGAGCAGUGGCAGCAAUGACAAUGACAACAGCAACAGUAACCUGGCCAACAUGGGCGUCAGCUCACAAUUGGCCAAUCAGUCCAGCGAUAGCGGCAUUAACAUAUCCAGCAGCGCUGCUGCAGCUGCAUCGGCAGCCGCUGCAGCUGCCGCAGCAGCCGCUGCCGCAAGCGCUGCGGCCGCCAUCGCAACCGCUGCCAGCAUCAAGGAACAUGUGUCCAAUUUUCUAAGCAAGGCCAAUGCCAGCACCAGCAAGAGUCGCAACAACAGCCAUAGCAACAGUAGCAGCUGCAGCAGCAGCAGCAAUCACGAUGAGCAGCCAAUGGUCCCCAUGCAACAGCUGGAGACGUGCAAUGAUAUUGAGACGGCCAUCAUUGCAGCCGCACGUGCCGCUGCUGCUGCCGCCGCCAGUUCAUCGUCAGCAUCUGCAUCUGCUUCGGUUUCCGUUUCUGUAUCCGUCUCCGAGUCGGCCUCUGGGUCGCGCAGCGGCAGCUGCACACGCAGCAAUUCACAGGAUCAGCCAGAAAAGACAGCAACUGGAGAUGGAGCUGGCGGUGGUUGUGGCGGUGGCGGUGCUUCCGUCGCCCUGGACGAACAGGAGCAGCUGUGCGAGCUUAGCUUCAUGUCCGAUCUCAAGUCGGACCUAGUGGCAACGACAGCGGCUGCCUUAACAGCCACAGAGAUGAUGGCAGGCACGUCAAUAUCAACACCUCCCACCCCACAAAUAAAUUCCUACACAGAGGUUCUCGUCGAAUACAUCAACAACUCCUGGAAUGACGUAUUCAAUAGCAAAAGCGUGCUUUUCUACAACGAGCAGGACGACAGUUCAGAGGAUUCCUAAGUGCCGGCGUCCAGCACUUCACUUCGAUAUGUCAUUUCACCUUUCGUCCUGAUUGUGUUUGUUGAAUUCGAACUGGGAACGCAACAAUUAAAGGAAAAACGCAAAUGAAAAUGGGAAAACAGAAUGCAAACGCAAACGCAAAACAUAUGAAAACAUAGGCUUAUAUUAAGUUGCUUGAUUAUAUGUGACAUCCAUUGUAGAAGACAACAAACAUACACAUUUGCACACACACACAUAUAUAUAUACACACAACGUACACAAGAACAUCUACCAACUACACCUACACCUACACCUACACAUAUAUAAAUAUACAUAUAAUAUAAUAUACGCAUAUUAUAUUGUAUUAUAUUAUAUAUAUAUAUCUAUGUUUGCUAUAACAAUACGCUUUUUAAGCUAAUGUAAUGUUUAAUUGUAAUCCAACUAUUGUUGAACUAUUGAUCACCAUUGGAAGCCUCACACAGAAUAUCAAUAUACAAAUUAACAAUACAUAACAAUAACAACCACAGGACAACAUCAUGUCAAGUCAGGAAAAGCGUUUAGGUUCAGUUUUUGUUUCGAAUACUUUAUACGAAUAUACAUAAAACACUUGUAACUUAAGAAGAUACCAACAACAAAUAUAAUAUUUGAUUGGA